CCGGUAUGAAAUAUACUGUAGGUCUAUCAUUAUAGUUUUAAUAAAACAAUAGGCCUUGUCUUUUGGUUGUGAGACCUUGCGCUUUGCGCUGUAGCCAUUACAUGCCUGCGAGGCUACUGAGGAAAGGAUGCAGCAUUCUCACUCACACAUCCAUCCCCAACAAAUGAGGAAACGAUCAAAUCCCAAGAGGAUUUGUCUAUAAAGAGCGCGGAACUAGUCUACACACUGGAGAUGGGUUCUGGACAGAGGACCGAACGCUCGUUCCUCGUCUCAAAUGGAGAGAUUAUAAUAUAAUUUGGAAACAUUUAUGUUGACUCUCUAAAACGAUUUUGAAAGCACAGAGCUGUAUGAAGAGGAGGGAGGACCAUGUCUGAGAAGAAAUCCUGGAGUUCAGACACCCGUCCCAAAUGUGGCAUCCGCAGCUGGAGUGCAGACAGCUACGUGUGGAGCAGCAAGAAACGCUCCCGGAGUUCCCGGAACAACCCCGGCCUUUGGGGUCCGGAGGGGGAGGGGCCGAUGGAUGAGCAGGGGGUGCGUUCCACCUCGUGUCCAUGGCAACGGCGAGAGAGGAAGUGUAGCUGCACCGUCUUGGGGGAAAUCGACACGGACGUCCCCUGUCGAAAAGCCCUUUCUCGACGCUCCCUCCGGCAGAAGUUCCAGGAUGCGGUGGGUCAGUGUUUCCCUAUCCGCAACGGCCACCGUCACCACCACGGCCACCCAACAGGGGCCUCCAGGGGGGCUUUCUCCGUGCUCCUCUGGUCCAAGCGCAAGAUCCAUGUCUCGGAGCUCAUGCAGGACAAGUGUCCCUUCUCACCCAAGUCGGAGCUGGCCCACUGCUGGCACCUCAUCAAGAAGCACGCCACCCACCCAAGCACCAUUGUGGACCUAGAGACUGCCCAAGCUGCUCAGGCUUCCCAUGCUGCCAGCAAAGAACAAUUCCCUUCCACGUCCUCGUCUCCGCCUUCGACGCCUCUUUCCUGCGAGGGCAUCUGCUCAAGUAGGCCCCUGAGCCUUGAGGACUGGGAGCCGUCCUGUCCACAAGGUGGAGCAGCCCAUGGUGACAGCCAUACCGACUACAUCCUUGUCCCGGACCUCCUCCAGAUCAACAACAGCCCGUGUUACUGGGGCGUGCUUGACCGCUUCGAAGCCGAGGAGCUCCUGGAGGGCCAGCCAGAGGGCACCUUCCUCCUGCGCGACUCGGCCCAGGACGAAUUCCUCUUCUCAGUCAGCUUCCGCCGCUACAGCCGCUCCCUCCAUGCACGAAUUGAGCAGAACGGCAAGCGCUUCAGCUUCGACGGACGCGACCCGUGCAUGUACCGGGACCCGAGUGUCACGGGCCUGCUCCGGCACUACAGCGACCCGGCCACAUGCCUUUUCUUCGAGCCCCUCCUUGCUCUCCCCCUGCCCCGGACUUUCCCCUUCACCCUGCAGCACCUGUGCCGCGCCGUGAUCUGUAGCUGCACUACGUACCAGGGCAUUGAGAUCCUUCCACUGCCCUAUCAGCUCAGGUACUAUCUUAGACAGUACCACUACAAGUGCAAUGGGGCUUGUGCAGUAUAGAACAAUUAUAAUUGCUGACUAUCAUUAUUGUCCCAAGGGUUACUACUCUUCCAUAUUGACAAUGAUUUAUCAGUUUUCAGAGACUUGUGAAGAUCCUGACUGCAAUGGGUGCUUUGUAGACUUUUUUAUUUCCUUGUGGAAAAGUUUAAUCGGACACACAAGAGACUUGAAUGGGUGGGGGAGAGUGAGAUGAUUUGAAUGAAUGUCACAGUGAAUGAUUGCAUUAUUACAGAAGCUAUGAGGAAGUGCGCAUCUUGUUUAAAAACGAUCUCAUCUGGACAAAUGUAACGUCUCAAUACAAUAAUCAUUGCCUCCCCUAUUGCCUUCUUACAGUAACUAAAUGAGCGAUAACACUCAGAAACACUUUUAGUAUGUACAUUUACACAUUUAAUGCAAUAUGUGAGGACAGUUUAAAAGUGGUUACAUGGCCCUUCAACACAUAGUCCUUGUUUUUAUACAGAACUUUUGGGGAUUUUCAUUCUCGUAACUAGAGGAUGCAGAGGGCUGCAGUCUUAUCUGAGGCCACAAGAUGGCAAUAUAAAUGCACUAUUCACACUAAUGGUAUGUUUACAGUUGCAUUACAAGUGGGUUUGUCUUGGUUGCCACAACAUUUCAUGUUUUUUUUCAGUCCCAGAAAAGUACAUACAGUGCCUUUAGAAAGUAUUCAUACCCCUUGACUUUUUCUGCAUUUUGUUGAUUUACAAAGUGGGAUUAAAAUGGAUUUAAUUCUAAUUUAUUUGUCAAUGAUCUACCCGAAAUAAUCUGUAAUGUCAAAGUGGAAGAGAAAUUAUAUAUAUUACCGUUCAAAAGUUUGGGGUCACUUAGAAAUGUCCUUGUUUUUGAAAGAAAAGCUAUUUUUUUUGUCCAUCAGAAAUACAGUGUAGACACUUAAUGUUGUAAAUGACUAUUGUAGCUGGAAACAGCUGAUUUUUUAUGGAAUAUCUACAUAGGCGUACAGAGGCCCAUCAUCAGCAACCAUCACUCCUGUGUUCCAACGGUACAUUGUGUUAGCUAAUCCAAGUUUAUCAUUUUAAAAGGCUAAUAGAUCAUUAGAAAACGCUUUUGCAAUUAUGUUAGCACAGCUGAAAACUGUUGUUCUGAUUAAAGAAGCAAUAAAACUGGCCUUCUUUAGACUAGUUGAGUAUCUGGAGCAUCAGCAUUUGUGGGUUCGAUUACAAGCUCAAAAUGGCUAGAAACAAAGAACUUUCUUCUGAAACUCAACAGUCUAAUCUUGUUCUGAGAAAUGAAGGCUAUUCUUCAACUGGCAGCUUCAUUAAAUAGUACCAGCAAAACACAAAUCUCAACGUCAACAGUGAAGAGGCGACUCUGGGAUGCUGGCCUUCUAGGCAGAGUUGCAAAGAAAAAGCCAUAUCUCAGACUGGCCAAUAAAGAUUAAGAUUGGCAAAAGAUACAGACACUGGACAGAGGAAGAUUGGAAAAAAAGUGUUAUGGACAGAUAAAUCUACGUUUGAGGUGUUUAGAUCACAAAAAAGAACAUUUGUGAGAAGCAGAGAAAAUGAAAAGAUGCUGGAGGAGUGCUUGACGCCAUCUGUCAAGCAUGGUGGAGGCAAUGUGAUGGUCUGGGGGUGCUUUGGUGGUGGUAAAGUGGGAGAUUUGUACUUGAAGAAGGAAAGCUAUCACUCCAUUUUGCAACGCCAUGCCAUACCCCGUGGACGGCGCUUAACUGGAGCCAAUUUCCUCCUACAACAGGACAAUGACCCAAAGCACAGCUCCAAACGAUGCAAUGACUAUUUAGGGAAGAAGCAGUCAGCUGGUAUUCUGUCUAUAAUGGAGUGGCCAGCACAGUCACCGGAUCUCAACCCUAUUGAGCUGUUGUGGGAGAAGCUUGACCGUAUGGUACGUAAGAAGUGCCCAUCAAGCCAAUCCAAUUUGUGGGAGGUGCUUGGGGUGAAAUCUCUUCAGAUUACCUCAACAAAUUGACUACUAGAAUGCCAAAGGUCUGCAUGGCUGUAAUUGCUGCAAAUGGAGGAUUCUUUGACGAAAGCAAAGUUUGAAGAACACAAUUAUUAUUUCAAUUAAAAAUCAUUAUUUAUAACCUUGUCAACAUCUUGACAAAAUGUCCUAUUCAUUUUGCAACUAAUUUCAUGUAUGUUUUCAUGGAAAACAAGGACAUUUCUAAGUGACGUCAAACUUUUGAACGGUUAUGUAUAUAUAUUUAUAUUAAUGGACAAUAAAACAUUGUAUCUUGAUUAGAUAAGUAUUCACCCUCUGAGCCAAUAUAUGUUAGAAUCACCUUUGGCAGCGAUUACAGCUGUGUCUUUCUGGGUAAGUCUCUAAGAGCUUUGAACACCUUGAUUGUACAAUAUUUGCCAAUUAACCUUUAAAACAUUCGUCAAGCUCUGUCAAGUAGGUUGUUGAUCAUUGCUAGAUGGACAUUUUCAAGUCUUGCCAUAGAUUUCCAAGCCAAUUUAGGUCAAAACUGUAAUUAGGCUACUCAGAAGCAACUCCAGUGUAUAGCCUUGUGUUUUAGGUUAUUGUCCUGCUGAAAGUUGAAUUUGUCUCCCAGUGUCUGUUGGAAAGCAGACUGAACCAGGAUUUCUUCUAGCCACUACACAACACAACACUAAACAAAACAAUAAAAAAAUAUAUUUAAAUUUUUUUCCCCCAAUUUCGUGGUAUCCAAUUGGUAGUGACAGUCUUGUCUCAUCGCUUCAACUCCUGCACGGACUCGGGAGAGGCGAAGGCCGAGAGCCGUGCGUCCUACGAAACACAACCCAACCAAGCCGCACUGCUUCUUGACACAAUGCCCACUUAACCCGGAAGCCAGCCGCACCAAUGGGUCGGAGGAAACUCUGUAUACCUGGCGACCGUGUCAGCGUGCACUGCGCCCGGGCCACCACAAGAGUCGCUAGUGCACGAUGGGACAAUGACAUCCCUGCAGGCCAAACCCUCCCCUAACCUGGACGAUGCUGGGCCAAUUGUGCGCCGCCCCAUGUUGCGGCUGGCUGCGACAGAGCCUGGACUCAAACCCAGAAUCUCUAGUGGCACAGCUAGCACUGUGAUGCAGUGCCUUAGACCACUGCGCCACUCGGGAGGCCCUUAAAUGUAUUUUUAUCCUAAAAAACUCUGCUAGUCCUUGCCGAUGACAAGCAUGCCCUUAACAUGAUGCAGCCACCACCAUUCUUGAAAUAUGAAGAGUGGUAUGCAGUGAUGUUUUGUGUCAGAUUUGCUCCAAACGUAAUGCUUUGUAUUCUUGACAAAAAGUGUAUUUCUUCGCCGAAUGUUUUGUGGUUUACUUUAGUGCCUUAUUGUAAACAGGAUGCAUGUUUUGGAAUAUUUUUAUUCUGUACAGGCUUCCUUCUUUUCACGCUGUCAUUUAUGUUAGUAUUGUGGAGUAACUUUAAUGUUGUUGAUCCAUCCUCAGUUAUCUCCUACCUCAGCCAUUCAACUCUGUAACUGUUUUAAAGUCACCAUUGUCCUCAUGGUGAAAUCCCUGAGGGGUUGACUUUCUCUCCAGCAACUGAGUUAGAAAGGACACCUGUGUCUUUGGAUCCAAUGUGUAAUUAAUAACUUCACCAUCCUCAAAUGGAUAUUCAAUGUCUACUUUUUAAUCAGGAUCUUUUACCAUAUCUAAUGUGUUAUAUUCUCCUACAUUCAUUUCACAUUUCCACAAACUUCAAAGUGUUUCCUUUCAAAUGGUAUCUUGAAUAUGCAUAUCCUUGCUUCAGGUCCUGAGCUACGGGCAGUUAGAUUUGGGUAUGUCAUUUUAGGCAAAAAAAAAGAAAAAAAGUGGCAGAUCCAUUUACCAAUAGGUGCCCUUCUUUGCGAGGCAUUGGAAAACCUCCCUGGUCUUUGUGGUUGAAUCUGUGUGUGAAAUUCGCUACUCGACUGAGGGACUGUACAGAUAAUUUCAUGUGUAGGUUACAGAGAUAAUGUCCAAUAAUGUUUGUACCAUGUUUUGUGCUGCUAUCAUGUUGUGUUGCUACCAUGUUGUUGUCAUGUUGUGUUGCUACCAUGCUGUGUUGUCAUGUGUUGCUGCCUUGCUAUGUUGUUGUCUUAGGUCUCUUAUGUAGUGUUGUGUUGUCUCUCUUGUCAUGAUGUGUGUUUUGUCCUAUAUUUAUAUGUAAUUAUUUUAUUUAACAUUUUUAAUCCCAGCCCCCGUCCCCGCAGGAGGUCUUUUGCCUUUUGGUAGGCUGUCAUUGUAAAUAAGAAUUUGUCCUUAACUGACUUGCCUAGUUAAACAAAGGUUGAAAAGAAUAUAUAAUAAUUAGGUACUCAUUAAAAAAACAUGUUAAACACUA
Messenger RNA from Salvelinus fontinalis (brook trout), 5822 nucleotides. It is a transcript of the gene socs4, whose product is annotated as suppressor of cytokine signaling 4. Gene Ontology annotation, cellular component: phosphatidylinositol 3-kinase complex. Gene Ontology annotation, biological process: intracellular signal transduction; phosphatidylinositol phosphate biosynthetic process. NCBI's taxonomy places the organism in Eukaryota, Metazoa, Chordata, Actinopteri, Salmoniformes, Salmonidae. The transcript has 2 exons. The record is from RefSeq and is a predicted model, not a curated record. Bases 367 to 1560 code for a protein of 397 amino acids. Gene Ontology annotation, molecular function: 1-phosphatidylinositol-3-kinase regulator activity.